UUUGUUUCAAGUUUUUUAAAACAGAAAAAAUGUUGAAAACUUGCUUCUCUUUGCUUCAAUUUCAAUCAAAUUUGUCAAUUACUCGAUUAUUCCAACUUAAACGAUUAAUAAAUUCUAAAUUUCUUCGAUUUUAUUCAACAACAAAUGAAAUUUCAAAAUUACCAGAAAAGAAGACAACAAAUAAAUUAAUUUCUUGUCUAAAAUUGAUGAGAGCUGACAAACCAAUAGGUACUUGGCUUCUUUAUUGGCCUGGCGCCUGGUCUAUUGCAUUGAGUGCUUCUCCUGGAUGUUUACCUGAUGCUUAUUUGUUGGGGCUUUUUGGUGUUGGAUCUUUUCUUAUGAGAAGUUCUGGUUGUAUACUUAAUGAUCUCUGGGACCAGGAUAUUGAUAAGAAGGUUGCUCGUACAAAAUCCAGACCUUUAGCAAACGGCGAACUUACUGAAAAAGAAGCUGUUCUUCUUCUUGGUGGUCUACUUUCUGCUUCAUUAGCUGUUUUGCUGCAACUCAACUCGCUUAGGUUUAUAUUAAUUUUUGUUAAGUUACUUGGAUGUUUAUUUGAAUAUUUUAAUUGUUGCAUUUGUGGUGUAGUUUGAUUUGUCUUGGG
Messenger RNA from Meloidogyne enterolobii, 604 nucleotides. Lineage: Eukaryota; Metazoa; Nematoda; Chromadorea; Rhabditida; Meloidogynidae. The record is from the annotation of a GenBank genome assembly.